CUUCCCUAGUUCCUGGUGCCACCUCAGCCGGAGCAGAGCGGCGCAUGUCCUGGCGCCGCCGCUGCUGCUUCUUCCUCUCGGCUCCUCUGGUUCCUCGUCUAGUCCCUCUGGUCCCGGCUUCCCUCCUCCCUCCGCGCCUCCUGCUCCUCAUGAAGCCCCUGGUGGUCUUCGUCCUCGGCGGCCCUGGGGCCGGGAAGGGGACGCAGUGCGCCCGCAUUGUGGCGAAAUAUGGUUACACCCACCUCUCUGCAGGUGACCUACUUCGAGAUGAGAGGAAGAGACCAGGCUCACAAUAUGGAGAGCUUAUUGAAAAUUAUAUUAAAGAUGGAAAGAUUGUCCCUGUUGAAAUAACAAUCAGCUUGCUAAAGAGGGCUAUGGAUGAAACUAUGGCUGCCAAUGUACAGAAGAAUAAAUUCUUAAUUGAUGGAUUUCCCAGAAAUGAAGACAAUCUUCAAGGCUGGAACAAAACAAUGGAUGGAAAAGCAGAUGUAUCUUUUGUUCUAUUUUUUGAUUGUGAUAAUGAGAUCUGUAUUACUCGCUGCCUUGAAAGAGGGAAGAGCAGUGGCAGAAGUGAUGACAACAGAGAAAGUUUGGAGAAGAGAAUUCAUACAUACCUAGAGUCUACCAAACCCAUAAUAGACCUCUAUGAGAAAAUGGGCAAAGUUAGGAAAGUGGAUGCUUCCAAAUCUGUUGAUGAAGUUUUUGAUAAAGUUGUGAACAUCUUUGAUAAAGAAGGCUAGUUCUCUACUUGAAUGCUGUUUCCAAACAUGCUUGAAUCUUGCUUUAAGAGCUGCUACAAUAGUCCAUUUUAUAAUGGUGACAAAUAUGCCUUUUUAAAUACUUCUGUGUUAAAAGCAGUUUUUAAAUUGUUAAUUAUAUGAAAAUAUGGUUUGUCAUUAAGUUGAUGCAUUGCAACUGACUUGAAGUUAGUGAAAACUUGUAACUGCAAAACAAAGCUAGUAAUCAAGUGCUUAUUAACAUAGCUCUUUUCCAGAGAGCAUCUGGCUCUCUUCUUCUCCUUGCCCCCCCCCCAAAAAAAACUAUCAAAAGCUAUAGCUUUGUUCUUAUUUUUUCUAUUGGAAUUCUACACAUUGAAAUUGUAAAUAUGAGUGAAAUGACCCAGUGAUUUUCUUUCUUUUGUUUUUGAAUUUUGGACCAAACAGAGAAAAUUGCAUAGGUUUUUUUGACUUUAAAAAAGUCACAUGGUAUUUACUGUUUUGAAGGACAAGCAUUUUCAGCUGAAAACAGAGUACACCUUUUUAAUUCUGCAAUUAUUACUUAUCUGGUUGCUAAUCAGUAAUUUACAGGACGUGUCAGUAUCAGUCAUGCUGCUUGGAGACUGACCCAUUCAUUUCACCAUCCCUAUUCUCUUUACACUCGAAAUCUCAGAAGAGGAAACCAUCCAGCAUACAAAACAGAAAAUGCCGGUUUGAGGAUGGAGUGGCUCCUUUUUUUAAUGAGAAAUGGAGCUGCAAUAUCUGAGGCUUACAGGGAUUACAGUUUAAGAUCCAAAUGGACUUGGAUCUCAUUGAAAUCAAUGUAAAAAUUUAGUAAUUAAACACCCACUAAUUUCUUUGGGUACUAGGUGCCAUAGGUUGGAUCCAAAUAAGUGUAUUUAGGACUUAGUUAUCAGAUUAUGUAUACAUCAUUUAUUUUAGGUGUUUCUGUAUUUACAAGUAGCUUGGGCAUUGGAUAAUUGUGGUGCUCAAAUGGUUCAGGUAAUUUGAGAAAGCAGCUAUUAUAUCAACUUUCCUCUGUCACUUAUCUCUAGCUGUAUGAUAAAAUUCUUCAAUGAAACGGUUUGUAACAAAAUUGCUUAUUUAUUCAUUGACUUGAAGUGUAUUUGUUUGAGAUAUUGUGAAAGAAAAUAUUUUUAUGCUUAUUUCCCCCAGUAAAAUUGUGUAAUGUGAGGAACAUUUUCACCCAGUCAUACAUAUGAUAUAGUUUGACCAAUGUAAAAGAAAUCUCUUUAUUUUAUAAGUAAAUAUAUUAGAUCCUUAUUGUUUAAAUUUAGUACUGUACUGGUAGCAAAUUAGGUUUAGAGAAAUCGAUAACUAGAUUGCACAACCAUGGCCAACAUAUUUGUGCAGCUGUUCUGAUGGCACCUUCCUUAAGUUUAAAUACUACACAGGGAAAAAACUCACAGGAGUUAGUUACUUAGAUCUGUUUGCAGUUACUACUCUUUCACUUUAAAAUUAUGCUGGAUAGAACCUGGAAAAUUUAAAGCCUGAAUCAAAUUGUUAGUCUUAUCUAGAAUAAGCCUAUAAAAUCACUUGAAUUUAUAUAGGUGUUUACUUAAUGAAGUUCCCACAGAUUAAGUGUGUCUUCUCUACUGGGACAAACAAUUUGAUUUAGACCUAAAAUGUCAUGCAUAUUUAGUGUUAACCCCUGAGAUUGUUCAGUAAGAUUUUUCUUUGUGGGUAUCAAACUGCCAUUUGAACUGUCUGUGUUAACAAUUAUGAAUUAUUCUUCCUGUUUAUGUGUAUAUCUCACAAACAAUAAUAGAAUUUAGUGAUUUUAUUUUGUCAUCUAAUUAAAAUAUAAUUAAGGGACUGCA
Sceloporus undulatus (fence lizard) is the source of this 2557-nucleotide messenger RNA. RefSeq names its product cytidine/uridine monophosphate kinase 1 (gene CMPK1). Gene Ontology annotation, cellular component: nucleus; cytoplasm. Gene Ontology annotation, molecular function: UMP kinase activity; ATP binding. The transcript has 6 exons. Gene Ontology annotation, biological process: CDP biosynthetic process; 'de novo' pyrimidine nucleobase biosynthetic process; UDP biosynthetic process. Bases 45 to 740 code for a protein of 231 amino acids. NCBI's taxonomy places the organism in Eukaryota, Metazoa, Chordata, Lepidosauria, Squamata, Phrynosomatidae. The record is from RefSeq and is a predicted model, not a curated record.